Manis javanica (Malayan pangolin) is the source of this 11455-nucleotide messenger RNA. Lineage: Eukaryota; Metazoa; Chordata; Mammalia; Pholidota; Manidae. The record is from RefSeq and is a predicted model, not a curated record.
CACGGCGGGAGCUGCAGCGGUCACAGCCGGCGCUCCGAGUCUGCGCCAAUCAGCGGCGCGGGCACAAAUAUGCAAAUGGCUCGCCGGUGCUGCCGGAGUGCCGCUCGCCGGGGCUGGUGCGGUCCUGCUGGGGGAGUGAAUUGGGCCAAUCAGGCGGGUGCGUGGCGGCGCGUGGGAGGUGGUGCCCCUUCACUCCUCCCGCCGCUCCCUGUCGGCCCCGCGCUGACAGGGGGGCCUGCCCGCACCGCCGGAUUCCGACACUUCAUGAUAUGUCAUUAUCUAGAGCAAUAAUGAACGUUGACCUGUUUUGGAUUAGUUGAUGACCUUUGGAAAUGAUCCGGUAAUACCUAUUACAAAGAAGCUGAGUAUAGUCUAUUUGGAGUGAACAGCCCAGAUUGUUCCUGAAUUUUCCAAGAUGACAGAUCCAAUGAUGGACUUUUUUGAUGAUGCCAAUCUUUUUGGUGAAACCUUAGAAGGUUUGUCAGAUGAUGCAUUUGUACAACCAGGACCUGUUUCACUAGUCGAUGAAUUGAACUUGGGUGCAGAAUUUGAACCUUUGCACAUAGACUCACUGAACCAUGUUCAGGGUACUCCAACACAUCAGAAAAUGACUGAUUAUGAGCAGUUAAAUCAGUUUGAUUCAAUGAAAUUUCAUCCAGUUAAUCAGUCUUUUGGUAGCCCAGCUGAACAUGUGUUAUCUCCACACCCUCAGUUUAAUUGUUCUCCAGUCCACCCCCAAAACCAACCCAAUGGUUUGUUUCCAGAUGUAGGAGAUGGUAGUCCAAUGUGGGGCCAUCAGACAGCUACUAGCAUUUCAAAUCAAAAUAGGUCUCCUUUUCACCAACAAGGACAUUCUCACUCUAUGCAUCACAGUAAAAGCUUUGUGGCACACCAUGAUUUUGCCUCAUUUCAGGCCAAUGAACAACAAACACAGUGCACUUCACUUCACUCACAACAAAACCGAAAUAAUCUUAACCCAGGGCAUAGUUCUCUAGGCCAGUCUAAAAAUUUUAUGGAUGUUAAUGUUUCUGGUCCACACAGAGUCAGUGUUAACCACCCGCCACAAAUUUCUAAUGCAUCUACUUCACAACAGUCUCUUUCGAGGCAGCAGUUUUCGCAGACGCCAAAUCCUUCAGUACACUUCCUCAAGUGUGGCAGUCGUCAGGAAGGAAAUUUUAAUGGACCUUCUCCAAAUAUGACUUCUUGUUCUGUCAGUAAUUCACAGCAGUUUUCUUCCCACUAUUCCUUUUCCAGUAAUCAUGUAUCACCAAAUAGUCUCCUCCAGCCCUCUGCAGUUCUUGGACCUAAUCAUACAAAUCAGACUUUACCUGAUUUUCCUGGAAGUAAUUCCUUUUCACUUCGUAGGGGAAUGAAGCAAGAAUCCACUCAGCCUAUGCUAAAUCCCAAUACGUCACUCAAUUCAAAUAAUUUUCAAAUGUUGCAUUCAUCACAUCCUCAGGGUAAUUACAGCAAUUCAAAAUUAUCUCCUGUGCACAUGAACUUCCCAGAUCCUGUUGAUUCAGGAAGCCAAAUGGGCCAUUUCAGUGAUCAUGUAGAAACUAAUGGCUUUUCAUCUUUAGAAGAGAAUUUACUUCAUCAGGUAGAAUCUCAAACUGAGCCAUUCACAGGACUUGAUCCAGAGGACCUCCUUCAGGAGGAUCUCCUGCCCCAAUUUGAUGAGUCAACAUUUGGGCAAGAUAAUUCAAGUCAUGUUUUAGAUCAUGACCUUGAUCGGCAGUUUACUUCGCAUCUUGUAACGCGGCCUUCUGAUUUGGCUCAAACUCAGUUACAUGGUCAGGCUCGGACUUGGCAUUCAUCACUUCCUAAUCAUCAACAUUUUCAUGACAGAAAUCGCCUGUACUUACAGAGACAGCCUCCAUCUUCCAAGAAGAGUGAUGUUUCUGGGACAUAUACUAAGUUGCAGAAUACCCAGGUGAGGAUCAUGUCUGAGAAGAAGCAAAGAAAAAAGGUGGAAUCAGAAAGCAAGCAAGAAAAGGCUAAUCGUAUAAUAUCAGAGGCCAUAGCAAAAGCAAAGGAGCGUGGGGAACGCAAUAUUCCACGAGUAAUGAGCCCUGAAAACUUUCCUAGUGCUUCAGUUGAAGGAAAAGAGGAAAAGAAAGGUAGAAGGAUGAAAUCUAAGCCAAAGGACAAAGAGAGCAAGAAAACAAAAACUUGUUCCAAGUUAAAAGAGAAGACGACAAAAAUUGGCAAACUCAUUAUUACAUUGGGUAAAAAACAAAAAAGAAAGAAUGAGUCUUCAGAUGAAAUAUCUGAUGUGGAGCAGAUGCCACAGCAUACAUUCAAAGAGGAAGACUCUCAAAAAAGAAGAUCAAAUCGACAAAUUAAAAGAAAAAAAUAUGCAGAAGAUGCAGAAGGGAAACAAUCGGAAGAAGAGGUUAAAGGCUCCAUGAAAAUAAAAAGGAAUUCAGCUCCUUUACCUGGUGAACAGCCUUUACAAUUAUUUGUGGAGAAUCCAAGUGAAGAAGAUGCUGCAAUUGUGGACAAAAUAUUAUCUUCUAGAAUUGUAAAAAAAGAAAUAUCACCUGGAGUAAUGAUUGACAAGGAAGAAUUUUUUGUAAAAUAUAAGAAUUACUCCUAUCUUCACUGUGAGUGGGCCACAGAACAGCAGCUUUUGAAAGAUAAAAGGAUCCAGCAGAAAAUCAAACGAUUCAAAUUGAGACAAGCACAAAGAGCACAUUUUUUUGCAGACAUGGAAGAGGAACCAUUUAACCCAGACUACGUUGAAGUAGACAGAGUAUUAGAAGUCUCUUUUUGUGAGGAUAAAGAUACUGGCGAGCCUGUUAUUUACUACUUAGUAAAGUGGUGUUCAUUACCAUAUGAAGAUAGUACUUGGGAACUAAAAGAAGAUGUUGAUCUUGCAAAAAUAGAAGAGUUUGAACAAUUGCAAGCUUCAAGACCUGACCUGAGACAUUUGGACCGUCCUCCCUCUAAUAUUUGGAAAAAAAUAGAUCAAUCCAGGGAUUAUAAAAAUGACAAUCAACUCAGGGAAUAUCAGCUGGAAGGACUCAACUGGCUCUUGUUCAAUUGGUACAAUAGACGAAACUGCAUUUUAGCAGAUGAAAUGGGUCUUGGCAAAACCAUUCAAUCAAUUACAUUCCUCUACGAAAUCCUUCUGACUGGUAUAAGAGGACCUUUUCUGAUUAUUGCUCCACUCUCUACUAUUGCAAACUGGGAGAGAGAAUUUCGUACGUGGACUGAUAUUAAUGUUGUGGUUUAUCAUGGGAGCCUGAUAAGCAGACAGAUGAUACAGCAAUAUGAGAUGUACUUCAGGGACUCACAGGGUCGUAUCAUACGAGGAGCUUACAGAUUCCAAGCCAUCAUCACCACUUUUGAAAUGAUUCUUGGAGGCUGUGGAGAGCUUAAUGCAAUUGAAUGGCGAUGUGUGAUUAUUGAUGAAGCACACAGAUUAAAAAACAAAAAUUGUAAACUCCUAGAGGGUCUGAAACUCAUGACUCUGGAACACAAGGUGCUUUUGACUGGCACACCUCUCCAAAAUACAGUUGAAGAAUUAUUCAGUCUUCUUCACUUUCUAGAACCCUUAAGGUUUCCUUCUGAGUCAACAUUUAUGCAAGAAUUUGGGGAUCUGAAAACAGAGGAACAGGUACAGAAUCUUCAGGCUAUCCUGAAACCAAUGAUGCUGAGACGAUUGAAAGAAGAUGUAGAAAAGAAGUUGGCACCAAAGGAAGAAACCAUCAUUGAAGUGGAACUUACUAACAUUCAGAAGAAAUACUACCGAGCUAUUUUGGAGAAGAACUUUUCAUUUUUAUCCAAAGGAGCAGGGCAGACUAAUGUCCCUAACUUGGUCAAUACUAUGAUGGAGCUCAGAAAGUGCUGUAAUCAUCCAUAUCUUAUCAAAGGUGCUGAGGAGAAAAUACUUGGAGAAUUUAGAGAUACAUAUAAUCCAGCUGCUUCUGAUUUUCAUCUCCAAGCAAUGAUCCAGUCUGCUGGUAAAUUGGUCCUUAUUGAUAAAUUGCUUCCUAAAAUGAAAGCAGGUGGUCACAAAGUACUCAUCUUCUCUCAGAUGGUACGCUGCCUUGACAUCCUGGAGGACUAUCUCAUACAUAAAAGAUAUUUAUAUGAGCGAAUUGAUGGAAGAGUCAGAGGGAAUCUUCGACAAGCAGCUAUAGAUCGAUUUAGUAAACCUGAUUCAGAUCGAUUUGUUUUUCUUUUGUGUACCCGAGCUGGUGGGUUGGGCAUCAAUUUAACUGCAGCUGAUACAUGUAUAAUUUUUGAUUCUGACUGGAAUCCUCAAAAUGAUCUUCAGGCCCAAGCUCGUUGCCACAGAAUUGGUCAGAAUAAAGCAGUUAAAGUCUACCGACUAGUAACUCGUAACUCAUAUGAGAGAGAAAUGUUUGACCGAGCCAGUCUGAAACUGGGUCUCGAUAAGGCUGUGUUACAGAGCAUGAGUGGAAGAGAAAGUAAUGUUGGUGGUAUUCAACAGCUUUCCAAAAAGGAAAUAGAAGAUCUGCUUCGAAGAGGUGCUUAUGGUGCCAUUAUGGAAGAAGAAGAUGAAGGCUCUAAAUUCUGUGAAGAGGAUAUUGAUCAGAUUCUACUACGUCGUACAAAAACUAUUACAAUUGAAUCAGAAGGACGUGGGUCAACAUUUGCCAAGGCAAGCUUUGUGGCAUCUGGAAACCGGACUGAUAUUUCCUUAGAUGAUCCCAACUUCUGGCAGAAAUGGGCUAAAAAGGCAGAAAUAGAUAUAGAUGCCAUAAGUGGCAGAAACAGUUUGGUUAUUGACACUCCAAGAAUUAGAAAGCAAACAAGACCCUUUAGUGCCACAAAAGAUGAAUUGGCUGAAUUAUCUGAAGCUGAAAGUGAAGGUGAUGAAAAGCCCAAACUCCGGAGACCCUGUGAUCGUUCCAAUGGCUAUGGAAGAACUGAAUGCUUUAGAGUAGAGAAAAAUCUGCUAGUUUAUGGAUGGGGCCGAUGGAGAGAGAUUCUGUCUCAUGGCCGUUUUAAAAGGCAGCUAAAUGAGCAUGAUGUAGAAAUAAUUUGCCGAGCACUCUUAGCAUAUUGCCUUAUUCACUAUCGAGGAGAUGAGAAAAUUAAAGGCUUCAUAUGGGAUCUCAUUACUCCAACUGAGGAUGGGCAGACUCGAGAGCUACAAAAUCAUCUAGGUCUAUCAGCCCCUGUACCCAGGGGCCGAAAAGGAAAGAAAGUAAAGACUCAAACAAGUUCAUUUGAUAUACAGAAAGCAGAAUGGCUUCGAAAAUACAAUCCUGAACAGCUACUUCAAGAUGAAGGCUACAAAAAACAUAUAAAACACCACUGUAAUAAGGUUUUGCUUCGUGUGAGAAUGCUCUAUUACCUAAAGCAAGAAGUCAUUGGAAGUGAGUGUCAGAAAGUAUUUGAUGGAGUUGAUGCAAGUGACAUUGAUGUUUGGGUCCCAGAAACAGACCACUCAGAAGUUCCUGCUGAAUGGUGGGAUUUUGAUGCUGAUAAGUCACUCCUUAUUGGAGUUUUUAAACAUGGUUAUGAAAAGUACAACACUAUCCGAGCUGACCCAGCACUGUGCUUUUUGGAAAGAGUGGGAAAACCAGAUGAGAAAGCAGUUGCUGCAGAACAGAGGGCAAAUGACUUUAUGGAUGGGGAUGUGGAAGAUCCAGAAUACAAACCUGCCCCCACUACUUUUAAAGAUGAUAUAGAGGAUGAUGUUUCCUCACCAGGAGAUCUUGUUAUAGCAGAUGGAGAUGGUCAUCUGAUGGAGGGUGAUAAAAUUUAUUGGCCUACUCAGUCAGCUUUGACCACACGUUUGAGGCGUCUCAUCACUGCAUAUCAGCGUACUAAUAAAAACAGACAAAUUCAGCAGAUACAACCUACUUUCUCAGUGCCUGCCAGUGUGAUGCGUCCUCUUUAUGAAGAAGCCACUCUUAAUCCAAAAAUGGCAGCCAAGAUAGAAAGACAGCAGAGAUGGACAAGAAGAGAAGAAGCUGACUUCUAUAGAGUUGUAUCUACUUUUGGAGUGGUAUUUGAUCCUGACAGAGGCCAAUUUGAUUGGACAAAAUUUAGAGCUAUGGCUAGGCUACAUAAGAAAACUGAUGAUAGUCUGGAGAAAUAUUUGUAUGCAUUCAUGUCUAUGUGUCGGCGAGUUUGUCGCCUUCCUUCCAAAGAAGAAUUGGUGGAUCCAAAUAUUUUUAUCCAGCCAAUCACAGAAGAACGUGCUUCUAGGACUCUGUAUCGCAUUGAACUUCUAAGGAAGGUACGGGAACAGGCCCUCCGACAUCCACAAUUGUUUGAACGCCUGAAGUUUUGCCAUCCAAAUCCAGACUUACCAGUCUGGUGGGAAUGUGGCCCUCAUGAUAGGGACUUGCUUAUUGGAGCUGCCAAACAUGGAGUGAGCCGAACAGACUAUCACAUUCUUCGUGAUCCUGAACUGUCAUUUAUGAUAGCUCAAAGGAACUAUAGUCGAAGCAGGAUGGCUCAUUCAAGGACUUCUACCCCCCUUUUACAGCAAUACCAAGUAGCACUUUCUGCUCCUCUUACCUCUCUACCAAGGCUCCUAGAUACUAAAGGUAUUAUUUUAGAGGAUAUCAAAGUGAAAAGUGAAAGCCUGAAAGAGGAGCCUCAGUCUUCUGAAGAAGAAUCCAUGUCUUCUGAUGAAACCAGGACACUAAUAAAGUCUGAGCCUGUAAGUCCAAAGAAUGGUGUCUUACCACCAGCUACCGGAGACCAGAAAUCUGGUGGAAAAGGUGAAACAGACCGACGCAUGGUUGCAGCCAGAACAGAACCCCUAACUCCAAACCCAGCUUCUAAGAAACAGCAAGUCCACAAAAGAGGAGCAGAAUCUAGUUCUGACUCUGACUCUGACUCUGAGAGAUCAUCGUGUUCUUCCAGAUCUUCCACCUCCUCGUCUUCCUCCUCCUCCUGUUCCCACUCUCGAUCAGGCUCAAGUUCUUCUUCAUCCUCCUCUUGCUCUUCAGCAUCUUCAUCCUCAUCCUCCUCCUCUUCAUCUUCCUCCUCCUCUUCAUCUUCAUCAGAAGAAUGUGACAGUGAAGAAGAGGAAGUCCAGAAGCGAGAUUUUCUUAGAGAAGCACUAUUGAAAAGGAAAUUAGAACUGGUACACACUCCCUAUUCAAUAUUCAAGGAUCGUGUGAUGAUCAACCGUCUGGACAGUAUUUGUCAAACAGUUCUGAAAGGAAAGUGGCCCUCAGCUAGAAGAAGUUAUGAUACCAACACAGUGGCUUCUUUCUAUACCACAAAACUGCUGGAGAGCCCUGGUGCAGCUACAGAAUAUAAUGAACCUAGUGUACCUACUCCUCCAGGUGCCGGUGUUAAAGAAGAACACGAUCAGUCAGCACAGAUGUCAAAGGUGAAGAAGCAUGUACGAGAAAAGGAGUUUACAGUGAAAAUCAAAGACGAAGGUGGUUUGAAGCUGACAUUUCAGAAGCAGGGGCUUGCUCAGAAAAGACCAUGUGAUGGCGAGGACAGCGCCCUGGGGCAGCAGCAGUACCUUGCGCGGUUGCGGGAGCUGCAGAGCGCAUCUGACACCAGCCUCGCCAGUUUCCCGAGAUCUGGGCCAGUAUUGGGUGCUUCGAUUCAGUCCACCCUUGGUGCCAAUGGAGUUAUAUUAGACAACCAGCCUACAGUCAAAAAAAGGAGAGGAAGGAGAAAGAAUGUAGAAGGUGUUGACAUCCUCUUUUUUAACAGAAAUAAACCACCUAAUCAUGUUUCUUUAGGCUUAUCAACCUCACAGAUUUCUACAGGGAUAAAUCCAUCACUAUCCUAUACUCAACCUCAAGGAAUUCCUGAUAUAGAAAGUCCAGUUCCAGUUAUUAAUCUUAAAGAUGGGACAAGACUUGCAGGUGAUGAUGCACCAAAGAGAAAGGAUUUGGAAAAAUGGCUUAAGGAGCACCCGGGUUAUGUGGAAGAUUCAGGAGCUUUUAUUCCUAGAGUGCAGCUCCAUGAGGGGAGACCCAAACAAAAAAGGCAUCGUUGCAGAAACCCCAAUAAACUAGAUGUUAAUAGUCUCACUGGAGAAGAACGUGUUCAGCUGAUUAAUAGAAGAAAUGCCAGAAAGGUUGGAGGUGCAUUUGCUCCCCCUUUGAAAGAUUUAUGUAGAUUCCUGAAGGAAAAUUCAGAGUAUGGAGUAGCUCCUGAAUGGGGAGAUGUUGUUAAGCAAUCUGGAUUUCUUCCAGAAAGUAUGUAUGAACGUAUACUCACUGGUCCUGUUGUGAGAGAGGAAGUAAGCAGGCGAGGGAGGAGGCCUAAAAGUGGAAUUGUGAAGGCCACAGCAGCAGCUGCAGCUGCAACCACCUCCAGGGUGCCAGGCAACCCUCUGCUAGCCAAUGGAUUACUUCCAGGCGUGGAUCUCUCCACUCUUCAGGCCUUACAACAAAACCUACAGAACUUGCAGUCACUGCAGGUCACUUCGGGGCUAAUGGGAAUGCCUGCUGGCCUUUCUUCCCGAGGAGAAGCUAAAAACGUGGCCGCCAUGUUCCCCAUGUUGCUGUCAGGAAUGACUGGGUUGCCAAAUCUGUUGGGCAUGGGAGGACUCCUGACAAAGCCUGCAGAAUCUGGAACAGAAGGAAAAAAUGGAAAUGACUCUAAGGAGCUAGAAGGAAAAAAAGAAAGGACAGAGAACCAAAAUUCAGAGAAUGGCGGAGAAAACUGUGUGACAAGUUCUCCUUCAGCAUCCUCUACUGCUGCAUUGAACACAGCUGCAGCUGCCAGCCCGCUAGCUCUUAACCCUCUGUUACUUUCUAACAUACUUUAUCCAGGGAUGCUUCUCACUCCAGGCCUUAAUCUUCAUGUUCCAACUUUGUCUCAGUCCAAUACUUUUGAUGUACAGAAAAACAAAAAGAGUGAUUUAGGCUCAUCUAAAUCUGUAGAAAUAAAGGAAGAAGAUUCCAGAGUUAAAGAUCAGGAAGACAAAGGGGGAACUGACCCAAGUCCCCUCAAUGAAAACAGCACAGAUGAGGGUUCAGAGAAAGCCGACGAUGCUUCAUCUGGAUCUGAUAGUACAUCAUCGUCAUCUGAGGAUUCAGAUUCUAGCAAUGAAGACUGAUUCCCAGCCUGCACUUAAAUUAUGAACUGAUUUUGGAUUUUUUCUUUAAUUAUUAAUUGUAAAUACCCCAGUGUUGAGUGCAUCAAUAACUUCCCGAUCAUUUCAGUUAUUUGUUUAGAAGUGCAAACUGCUUUCAGAGACGUUUUGCAUGUAAUAUUUCUUAAGUUUCUGAACUCGUAUGUACUAUCAAAUACAUAAAGGUGUAAAAUUACAACAAAAGGCAUUAUAAUUUUGUUGGGGGUUAAUUUUAUGAAAAUUAUGCUCAAUAAGAGUUGUAUAUUUAAUAUAUUUGCAGUGAACACAGAAUACUUUAUGCAUAUUACUGAUUUAAUUUGAAUAUAGUUUUACAGCCUCCUUGACACCUAUAAUUUACAGAUCAAAACUCAGCAAUAAUUUGGGCAGCUAAUGAAUGUCAUGAAAGCUGUAGAAUCUACAUCACCAUCCAUUGCUUUAAUUACAUGAAAAUGCUCUAGUGUUGUGAUGCACUGCUGAUGUUUCCAAUUCAGGUACAAGUGUGUUUUAAAGAAGAAAUAAGUUUCCCAAUCAGCCAAUUUAACUGGCUACCUGUUACCUCAGCUGAGUUAGUUUAGGAAGUUUACAUUCGUUUCUAAUUCUAUACUUGUUUUCAGGGGUUUUUUAAACACAUCCUAUGUAUCAUGUUAAUCUGGCAAGAAAUAAGACUUGAUUUUUGCUGAGCUUAACUCUGAUGUCAGUAAAAUUAAGUCAAAAAUAAUCCUGUGUCAUGUGACUUUGGCACCUUCUAGACAUAGUUUUAACUUUUCAAAGUUUGGCCUCCUAUUAGAAAUAAUUGUUUCUCAGAUGAGUAAUAUCUCUUCCCAGGGUUCAGACAAGGCAAACUCAUGAAAUGCCACUGAAAAGAACUUUGAACACAGCAUACUUCAUGUAAAAGAAAUUGUUUGUUUGCUUUAUUUGUGUAGAUUUGUAUUUUAUGUCAUGGAAAUAUUUCAAAAUUAACAGAUAAUAGUGGUAAAGUAAUAUACAGAUAGUCUAAAUUCAUUUUGAGUUUCUAGGUAUAAGCAAACUAAAUGUUGCCCAGAAUCAGUGUUGGAUUAUCAGUUUAUAUUAAAUAUACUGAGUUGCCCAUUGUGAAAAUGCACUUUGAAUAAUCUCAAAAAUAUAUACAAUUUAUAUCUCUGUAAACGACAAAAAUGAAGCCCAAGGCUUCUGAUCAAUUUCUUAGACCCCUUUACCAUGUAAAAUUUGUCUGAUAUUUGAUUUGUCACACAAUUUCUCCUGCUAAAGCUGCUAUUAUUCUGACAAGGUGAAGAGGUCCAGGUUCACUUUAUAAACAUUUAAAACAAUUAAAACUGAAGUGGAAAUGAAAUACAAUUUACAUUCUGAGGAGAGAUAGAUGUUAGCAUUUUUCUGAUGCUUGAAUAAGUCAGUGAUAAAGUUGUGAGGGGAUAAAUUUAGGGGGGAAAAAGCACCCCACUUCUCCCACAGAAAAUAAUACCUUUCAGUAUAUUUUGAUAGAACUCUGUUGCUUUGUCAUGAAUUAAGUAAUUACAUUGGAUUUUCCAAGACCUUUACCAGUAAAUUAUGUUUCUGUUAUGUAAAAAUAACUAAUCCCUUACUAGAGAGACAGUGUUAUAUGUAUUACAAAAUUAUAUAAGUUCCAUUUGGAUUGUGUUGAUUUUUGUAUUCUCCCAAAAUAGUACUUUGAAUUGAUAGUCCUUUAAGCAAUGUCUUAGCAAUAGGCACUCUAAUGCCCUUCCAGGAGAAGUGGGUAGUAAUUCUUCAUCAUGAAAAUGAUAUAUUACAUAUUUAGUAUCUUCCCCUUGCAGUAUUGCACUUUUGUUUAACUAGAAUACACCUAUGAGAUAGCCAAAGUUUCAAACACACUUAACUUAGUUUGCUGAUGGAGUAUUUCAAUACCAUCCAUCUUUCCUUUCCCUCCCUCUAGUUGUACCCACAUGAUCUCUAUUCUUUUCUUUCCCCAAUUUAAAAAGAAAAAAAGAAAAAAAAAACCUUAGAUCUUCUCACUAAAAUCUAAUUUAUAUCAAAUUUAUGAUAUAAAGUAUUUUCCUAAUUAUGGUCAAGUGAAUUUGGUUAACAUCUUAGUGAUUCUCUUUUUAUGUAAUAAGGCAAUUGCAGUUUUCAAAGCAUUAAGGCUAAUAUGAACUUUAAACAUUCUCUUAGGUUUCAAGAUACUUCUAUUUAGUAUUGAUUGGGGUAAAAGUCCAGCUAUCAGUUUUUUAAAAAAUGCAAAUAUGGUUGUGUAAGGUUAAGUAAGGGUUACAAGGACAAGAAUCUGUAGAAUUACAUAAUAACUGAAGUUGCAGUUGAAAGGAUAUCCAAGUUAUGUGUUGGUAGUUACUAAAAGAGUUAUAGCUGUUAUUGCCUUGUAUUUAUAGCCCUUGUUUCAGGUUUCAUGAUUCAAGUCUUAGUCCAAUUUUUCUUUUGGAC